Messenger RNA from Zerene cesonia (dogface butterfly), 2229 nucleotides. Its product is annotated as RWD domain-containing protein 2A. NCBI's taxonomy places the organism in Eukaryota, Metazoa, Arthropoda, Insecta, Lepidoptera, Pieridae. Bases 306 to 1178 code for a protein of 290 amino acids. The record is from RefSeq and is a predicted model, not a curated record. Gene Ontology annotation, molecular function: protein binding. The transcript has 2 exons.
UUCCUGUCAGUGCCUGUGUUGAGCCUGUGCGCUGACCUGUCACUUGUCAACCAAGUGAUGAUUGUCAAUCAUGAAAUGAGUAGAAAGACAGAAAUGAGUAGAAUAAUAAUACGGGAAGCUGACAGGCUGUGAUAAUAGUAAAUAAUAAUAUGUAUUCGGCAAUCACCCUUUAGUAUUCAAUAUUCACCACUGGGUCCACAGUUAUGGAAAACAGGAGUGAAUGUAAUCUAAUAAAUGUAAUCUUUACCAACCUUAUAUUAAUUUCUUCCGACUUAUAAUAUAAAAAAAAGUAAAAGUUAUUUACAAUGGAAAGUGACGAAAUGAAGAAAAAAUUAUUCUCCUGCUUAACUCAACAAAUGAGUGAAAUCGAGUUAUUAAAUUCAAUGUAUCCAAACAAGGACGAAUUAAGUUUUACAGAUACAUCCAUUUUACAAGAAGUUAAGGAUUUUCUAGAGGAUAAAACUGAUUACACACCAAGACACAUUGACUUUGUAUUAUAUCUUUUUCUACAAAAUAUGAAAUUAGAGAUUUCAAUAAAUUUACCAACCUUCUACCCAGAUGAUGAACCGGACAUUUACAUAAGAUGUAAUCAAAUGAAUCGUCAACAAGAGUCAAGAUUGAAUAGAGGAGCAAUGGACUUUAUAAAAUCUACUCAUAACCAUGAAGCAUGCAUAUACUCAAUUGUAGCAUGGAUACAAGAGAAUAUAGAACAGUUUACUGAAGUAGAAAAAAACUCCCAAGAAUUAAUAGAUGAGAAUACAAAAUAUACAGAAGAGGUAAAGUUUGCCAGAUAUUGGAUAUUUUCCCAUCAUAUUUAUAAUAAGAAAAAACGUGAAGAAAUUGUUAAGCUGGCUAGAGAGCUUAAAUUAACUGGAUUUUGUUUAAGCGGCAAGCCUGGAAUUAUAUGUAUUGAAGGGAGUGAAAAUGACUGCAAAGAAUGGUGGAAAGUGAUAAAAUCUAUGAAUUGGAAAAAAAUUGUCGUUAGAAAAAUAGAACUAUUUGAAUUAUCCUUUCAAGCUAAGGAACAACGGUUUUCAAAAUUUGAAGAAAUUAUUUUUCAAAAUGCAUCUAGUCGUACUAAUAAACAUGCUGAUAUGAGUGGGUUUUCAAAAUAUAUGGAAGAAUAUAAUUUAACAGAAGCAUUCAACGACUUUUUUGGCUUUGACAACAAUACUUGACAUUGUUCCACUGUUAAAUUCUUAACACAUCAACAUACUGCCUGUACAAUGCAAAUUACAUUAAACUUAAUUAUAUGUUACCUACAACUAGCCAGAGAAGUUGAUUAGAAAUGUUUAUAGAUAAUAAUAAUUAUCAUUCUUGUAUUGGAGUAUAUUUGUAACAAUAAUUUUAAAAUUCAAAAUAAAAAAUAAUGAAAAAAGAACAGAAAUUUCUUUUGUAAAACCCAUUGGUAUUUUUAAAUGAGCUUUAAUAUGUAAUGUAAAACGCAGUGGUGGCUCAGUGGUCAGGACCUUGGACUUAAAAUCAAUAAUCAGGGGUUUGUGACUACGCAAGCAAGCAGGAUAUAAAUAGAUUUUUUUAAUUUGUGUAUGUGAAUUGCUUUGACAAAAUGACGCGCACAGCGCCCACAUAUAUAGCGUCCCGGGCACGUGUCUAUGAAGUAGUUUUAUAAGGACACUGCACAGUACUCUGCUAUGAAGUCAAAUGAUUAUGUGGGAUGCACUGAACCAAUAAGAUUUAAAAAGCCUGUUUAUUAUCAUAUUUCGUUAAGUUUUUAGUCACUCUUAGGAUUCAGAUUUUACCCAAGGGGAUCAUGACCUCUGUGAUUCGUACUUGUGCAAUUAUAAAUUUAAAUAUGUUGUUCUGCACUAUCUACCAAUUUUCUCUCUCAAACAUUUCCUGUAUCCUAAGAUUGCCCGGAAGUUAUAGCUUAUUAAUGAUAAAGCCGCCUUUUCUAAUACUUCUCUGUGUAUUUAUGUUAUUGUUGUUUGGCUUUUGUAUAUUAUGUUUGGAUUGCAAUAAAGUAUUUUUUUCUUCUAAGUCUUCAGAGUAAUUUUUUGUCUCUAUUUUCAUACUCGUUUCUCUCGUUAUAUGCUUGUGGUGUAAGCCUUAAAUUAAUUACUGCACAUAUUUACACUAAUAUUUAUAAAGUCGCAACUUUUGUAUCUUUGUAUGACCACUGGAUAAAUUUCCAAAAUUCUGAUUCUGAUUCUGAUUCUGAAGUGAUAUAGGACCCCGUAUUAUUAUACUACUCUUUGGACAUAUGCUAUU